AUGGAGUGCUUGUCAUCCAAGUUAUGCAACCAAGCAAAGCCAUUUCUGGCCGUGAUCUUCAUGCAGUUUGGUUAUGCUGGAAUGUCCAUCAUCACCAAGUUUGCCCUCGACCAAGGAAUGAGCCAGCAUGUCCUCGUCGUCUAUCGACAUGCAAUCGCCACUGCUGUCAUUGCCCCCUUUGCACUCAUCUUUGACAGGAAGGUGAGGCCCAAGAUGACUAAGGGGAUCUUCCUCAAGGUUGUACUCCUGGGAUUGUUGGAGCCAACGAUCGAUCAGAACUUGUACUAUACAGGCAUGAAGUACACAUCAGCAACUUUUGCUGCUGCUAUGGUGAAUGUUCUCCCUGCCUUUGCAUUCCUCAUGGCUUGGCUCCUGAGGCUUGAGUCAGUGAACCUGAAAAAGGUGCACAGCCAGGCAAAAAUAAUGGGCACAAUAGUGACAGUGGGAGGAGCCAUGUUGAUGACUUUGAUCAAAGGUGCGAGGGUGAACCUGCCAUGGACUGAAGGUGUUCAGGCUGCCACGACUUCAGCAGCUGCUCAGGAUCCUGUAAAGGGUGCAGCUAUGAUCGCGAUCGGUUGCCUUUCCUGGGCCGGUUUUGUCAUUCUGCAGGCAAUCACUUUGAAAUCAUACCCUGCAGAGCUCUCUUUGACAGCUUUGAUUUGCGUGAUGGGAACGGUCGAGGGCUCGGUUUUGGCCAUUGGGAUGGAAUGGGGAAAUCCCUCUGCUUGGGUCAUUGGUUUUGACACCAAGUUCUUAGCUGCUGCCUAUAGUGGAGUGAUAUGUUCAGGAAUGGCAUACUACAUACAGGGAGUGGUGAUGAAGACCAAAGGCCCGGUUUUCGUGACUGCUUUCAGCCCUCUGAGCAUGGUGAUCGUCACAGUCCUGGGUUCCAUUUUCUUAUCCGAGGUUCUGUACAUGGGAAGGAUCCUGGGAGCAAUAGUCAUCGUGACAGGAUUGUACAUGGUGCUGUGGGGGAAGAGCAAGGAUCAAGAGCCCGGCAGUGGGAAUGAUAAGGUGGCUGAUUUGCCCACUGCUAAUACAGUUGCUGCUACUGCUGCUUCAUCAGUCGACGAUGAGAAGAUCGAGGAUGAUGAACACUUUGUUUCCCUCGAGGUCUCAAGAACUUGAAGACGACGAAGAGCAAUGAAAGAGAGAGAGACAGUAAGAGAGAAUAUCAAGUCUACUCUGUCACUGUACCAUUUGCUGCUGAUGUUAUAUUUGGGAGAGGAAUUUUGCAAAGUGUGACUGUGAAAGCAAAAGUUUACCUUUUCAUGUAAACCUUCUUUGCCCUGUUUUCUUCUUUUUGGUUAUUUCGGUUUAACCAUAAGUGCAGAGGAGAUGAUCCCCCCUCCACAAGUUUUCCUUUUUCUUUUGUUUUUGGGGGAGAUCAAUUUGUAUGCUCCAGUGUGUCUCUCCUGAUGAAAUGAAACAAAGCAGCCCUGUGUGGAAGUCCUAAUCCAGGAACAUAAAUGAUAAUUAAUAAUAAGUAUUAGUAUCAUAAUUGAAACA
This is a messenger RNA of Linum tenue, 1509 nucleotides long. NCBI's taxonomy places the organism in Eukaryota, Viridiplantae, Streptophyta, Magnoliopsida, Malpighiales, Linaceae. The record is from the annotation of a GenBank genome assembly.